AUGGGGUGGUGUGUUGUUUGGUGUUUGUUUGGUUGGGGGGGGGGGUUGGGUUUUUGUGUUUGGUGUGGAUGUUGGGUGGUGGUGGUGUGGUUGUGUGGGGUUUUUUGUUUUUGUGUGUUGGGUUGGGUGUGUGUUGUGUGGGUAGUGUGUGUUUGGUUGGUUUGGGUUUUGUUGUUGUGUGGUUUUGGUUUGGUGGGUGGGAGGGUUGUGUGGUUUUUGGGUAGGGGUUGUUGUGGUGUGUGGGGUGUUAUUUGGUGGUUGUUUGUUUUGGUUGUUGGGGGUGUUGUUGUGGGUGUGGUGGUUUGGUUGGUGUUGAUUUUUGGUGUUUGGUUGGGGGGUAGUUGUUGGUUUUUAUGUUGGUGUUUGGUUUGGUGUGGUGGUUUGGGGGUUGGUUGGGUGGGUGGGGUUGGUGGUGGUUUGUUGUGGGGUUGUGGUGGUUUUUGGUUGUGUGGUUUGAUUGUUUGGGGUUGUGGGGUGGGUGGGAUUUUGUGUUUGGUUGGGGGUUGUAUGUUUGUUGGGUUGGGGUUGGGGGGGGUGGUGGGGGUUGUGUAUUGUUGGGGUGUGUUGGUUGGUGGUUUUUGGUGGGUUGGGGUGGGGUUUGUUUGUGGGUGGGGGGAUGGGGGUGGGGGUUUUUUGGUGUGGUGUAUUGUUUGGAUGAAGAGUGUUGGGGAUUUUUGGGGUGUGGUGUUUUUGGUGGGGGAUGGGUGUGUUAGGGUGGUUUGGGGUUUGGGAUGUUUGAGGUGGUGUUUUUGGUUUUGUUGUGGUAUGUGGUUUUUGGGGUUGUGGGUUGUGUUGGUUUGGGGGGGGGGGGUGAGGGGUAUGAUGGGGGUUAUUGUUUGGGGUUGUGGGGGGGGGUUGGGUAGAAGAGGGGAUGGAGAUAUGUUGAUGUGGUUUGUGGGGGGGUGGGUGUAUGUAGGUGGAGGGUGUAAUGUGUUGGGAUGGUGGGUGUGGGGGUUUGUGGGGUUUGGAUAUGUUUUGGUAUUUAUGAGUUGGGUUGGUGAGUUGUGUGGGUGUGUUGGGAGGGUUGGGGUGGGGGUGAUUUGGUUUUGGUUGGUGAGGUUUAGUGUUGUGAGGAGGGGUGGGGGGUUGGUUGGUGGGGUGGUUUGUGAGGUUGUGUUUGUUGGGAGGGUAGGGUUUGGGUGUUUUUUUGGUUUUUGUGUUUGGGGGUCUAGUGGUUGUUGUUGUGUUUGGGGGUUUGUGAGGGUUGGUUGUUGUAUGUUUGUUUGGUUGUUGUUUGGUAUGUGUGGAUUUGUUUUUGGGGGUGUUGGGUGGGGUUUGGUGGGGAUUAGGUGUUGUGAGUUGUUGGGGGGGGGUUGUGGGUUUGUGGUUUGGUGGGGUUGUGUGGUGGAGUUGGUUAUGGUGGUUUUGUGUUGUGGUAUGGUGUGGGGUGUGUGGGUGGGGUGGGGGGUUUUUGGAUGGAGGGGGGUUUUGGGUAUAGGGAGAGGGAAUGGGGUGGGGGGGUGGGGUGGGGGUUUGGGGGGAGUGGGAGGGUGGGGGGGGGUGUGUGGGGUGGGUAUUGGGGUAGGGUUGAAGGAUGAGUGGGGGGUGAUGGGUUGGGUGGGUUUGGAGAUGGAGAGAAUAGGGAGAGUGUAG
Knipowitschia caucasica is the source of this 1593-nucleotide messenger RNA. NCBI's taxonomy places the organism in Eukaryota, Metazoa, Chordata, Actinopteri, Gobiiformes, Gobiidae. The record is from the annotation of a GenBank genome assembly.